AUGCCCGUUACACCCACGGCCGGUCGGGGAUGGCGAUGGUUUGAGCCAGGUGUGGGCGACCAAGGGCAGAACACGCCUGACACGUGGCACGGCAGUUCCAAGGCUGCAUCUUUGCACUGGACAAGUGAGCGAGCUGUCAGUGUCCUCUUGCUGGGUCUCCUUCCUGCAGCCUACCUGUAUCCUGGACCAGCCAUGGACUAUUCACUGGCUGCAGCCCUCACUCUCCAUGGCCACUGGGGUCUCGGCCAGGUUGUAACUGACUAUGUGCACGGGGAUACAGCAGUUAAGCUGGCACACACAGGUCUGUAUGCUCUGUCUGCCCUCACCUUCGCUGGCCUCUGCUACUUUAACUACCAUGAUGUUGGUAUCUGCAAGGCUGUUGCCAUGCUGUGGAGCCUCUAA
Messenger RNA from Merops nubicus (carmine bee-eater), 402 nucleotides. It is a transcript of the gene SDHD, whose product is annotated as succinate dehydrogenase complex, subunit D, integral membrane protein. The record is from RefSeq and is a predicted model, not a curated record. Gene Ontology annotation, molecular function: ubiquinone binding; heme binding. Bases 1 to 402 code for a protein of 133 amino acids. Gene Ontology annotation, biological process: tricarboxylic acid cycle; mitochondrial electron transport, succinate to ubiquinone. The transcript is spliced from 3 exons. Gene Ontology annotation, cellular component: membrane; mitochondrial envelope. Lineage: Eukaryota; Metazoa; Chordata; Aves; Coraciiformes; Meropidae.